AUGCCGUUGGCUUGUCUUCGUUAUACAUUGGUCCUUAGGGAGCAUGUCGACGAACGCGGACUUGUUUCAGUCGAAGCUGUGGAACAUAUUCUUUGGGACAACUUUGAUAUCCGCUCGGCAGAUAUUCCUCUAGAACACUUAAGAUGUGCUCUGAAAAUCCUGACCUUGCUGGACAAAAGACAUUUACGGAUCUCAGAUCUUGUAGAUUUUAUAUGGGCACCUCUAGAGCCUUGCAGGAUGAAUAUCUUGGAAGCUUUCCGACGCAGUGCAAAUGCACCUACAGAUAUCUUAGCAACGGGGUCGAAGGAUCCAGAUUUAAGCCAGGGAGUUCCCCAUGAUGCGAGCUUUAUCGCGACGGUUUGCGACAUCACUGAAAAAGAAGGGUUGCACCUGUAA
This is a messenger RNA of Cyclospora cayetanensis, 396 nucleotides long. RefSeq lists its product as uncharacterized. The transcript has 4 exons. The coding region runs from base 1 to 396 and encodes 131 amino acids. The record is from RefSeq and is a predicted model, not a curated record. NCBI's taxonomy places the organism in Eukaryota, Apicomplexa, Conoidasida, Eucoccidiorida, Eimeriidae.